CAAGUUUUCUUUUGUGGUUUCCCCAAGUUCUUGGCUUCCACUUCCCACAGAGAAAAUUUUCUCUCGUCUUAAUUAAUUCCCCCAUCUUCGGUACAGAUUAAUACGUACUGUAUAGAGUCUACGCUUCCGACGCCAUAAGCGAGAACCAGAAAUUUUGAUCUGAGUCUGCAAACGGUGAAUAACAGUCGUAGACUUCAGUUGUUAGGCAAGACCUUGCAGCCAUUGUUUAUUCUCGAGCAUCGUCCUUUGGCCCUUUGGCUGUUUUGAGGUUUGUGUAUAUCUUAUGUCUGCUUGAAGAAACGAUUUAAAAAAAAAAAAGAAAAAAAAGGACGGGAGAGAGAGAAAAAGAACAUGUGCUCUGAAUCUGAAGGCAUCGUAAGCAGCUGCAGUGAGCAAUGUCUGGGUUCAAAAGAAGUUGGGGAGUGCAGUGACAAUGGUGAAGAAGAAGAAGAAGAAGAAGAAGGAGAAGAAGAUGGCGACAACGAGUCCACCAUGAGAAGCAGAGGCGGCAACAACCUCUUGUCCAGAUUACUCCGGCGGUUCCCUGUCACCGAAAAUCUCCGCAAACUGCCAUUUGAUGAGAUAAGUGAAGAGGUCCAAUCUCUUGGAAAGAUUGCAGGCCCUAUAGUGAUGACCACACUCCUCAUAUUCUCAAGAUCAGUGAUCUCAAUGCUCUUCUUGGGCCACUUGGGCAAGGUGGAGCUCGCCGGGGGCUCACUGGCCCUCGGGUUCGGGAACAUCACUGGUAACUCCAUCCUCAAGGGCCUAGCGAUUGGGAUGGACCCGAUUGCAAGCCAAGCGUUCGGUGCCAAGCGAUUUUUGGUCCUAAGCCAGACGUACCAAAAGACCCUCUGCCUCCUCCUCCUCGUAUGCGUUCCUAUCUCAAUCCUUUGGCUCAACAUGAAGCCCAUCUUCUCGUGGCUCGGACAGGAUCCCGAGAUCACCAACAUCGCACAGGACUACAUGGUCUUUUCCGUCCCCGAGCUGUUCGCCCAGGCCUGCCUCCACCCGCUGAGGAUCUUCCUGCGGACCCAGGGCCAAACUACUGCGCUUACCAUAGCCUGUGUCUGCUCCGUCAUCCUCCACCUCCCGAUCAACUACAUUCUUGUGAUUUGCUUCGACAUGAAGGUGAAGGGCGUGGCGCUCGCCCUAGCCUGGAACACCAUCAACCUGAACCUGGGGCUAGUUGUGUACCUGUUCGUGGCCAGGACGCCCUUGAAACCCUGGCAUGGGGCAGGGCCGUCCUCGAUCCUCCAGGGCUGGCGGCCCCUGUUGGCCAUGGCAGUGCCGAGCUGCGUGUCAGUCUGUCUGGAGUGGUGGUGGUACGAGAUCAUUCUUUUUCUGUGCGGCAUGCUCAGCAAUCCCAAGGCCGGUGUGGCGGCCAUGGGGAUCAUGAUCCAGACGACGGGCCUCAUCUACACGUUUCCGUUCUCCCUUAGCUCCGGCUUGUCGACUAGAAUUGGCCAAGCCCUGGGGGCGAACCAACCAUCCCGAGCACAGCUAAUCUCCAUCAUCGGGCUGACUGCUGCCACAGCCUUCGGGCUCUCCGCCUCCAUCCUCAUGACAGCCAUGAAGUCCGUAUGGGGAAGAAUAUACACGGACGAGAAGCAGAUCCUCGAUCUGGUCUCCUCGGCACUCCCGAUCUUGGGGCUGUGUGAACUAGGUAACUCUCCACAGACAGCCGCCUGUGGGGUACUGACGGGGACGGCACGGCCCAACGUGGGGGCUCGCAUAAACUUAUGUUCCUUCUAUUUAGUCGGGUUGCCGGUGGCCGUUCUAGCAACCUUCGUGUUCAAAUUGGGCUUUCGCGGGCUCUGGUUUGGGUUGUUGGCAUCUCAAUUUUCAUGCGUGGGUUUGAUGGCUUACACAUUGAUUCGGACAGAUUGGAAGCAUCAAGCCAAGAGGGCUGAAGAGCUGACUUUGGCUGUAGGAAUCGCCAAUCAGCAGCAAACCGACGACAUAGAAACGGGCUUACUAUCUGAUCAAUGAUUUUUCCCUUUUUAUUUUUUACAAGAUUAAUUAAGAGCUAUUCAAAAAAAAUUCACUAAAAGUAAAAGGUACCCUUUGUAUGGCAAAUUAUUUCA
This is a messenger RNA of Punica granatum (pomegranate), 2084 nucleotides long. Lineage: Eukaryota; Viridiplantae; Streptophyta; Magnoliopsida; Myrtales; Lythraceae. The record is from RefSeq and is a predicted model, not a curated record.